This is a messenger RNA of Lonchura striata (white-rumped munia), 1402 nucleotides long. Its product is annotated as myeloid-associated differentiation marker-like. NCBI's taxonomy places the organism in Eukaryota, Metazoa, Chordata, Aves, Passeriformes, Estrildidae. Gene Ontology annotation, cellular component: membrane. The record is from RefSeq and is a predicted model, not a curated record.
CAGGUGGCACAUGGUGGCUUCCUGCCCGCCCCCACGGAAGGUCUCAGGUCUCGGUGUCACCACCCUUUGCCCGGCCCCGAGUUAAUGAUCCACCCGCCGCCAAGCCCCCAGCAGCACCCGGCGUGGUGGCAGCGGCAGCGGGGCCGGGGGUCCCUGGCACGGGUGGCUCGGGAGGGGCUGGUGGCUCCCUGCCCUGGGCCCCACCCCUCUUCCCCAGCUGCCAGAUAGGAGUGGCUGCGGGCAGCACGCACUGCCCGGCGCGGCGUGGGCACAGAGCGGCCGCAGCAUGGCCACGGUGAACCUCCGCGCCCUCACCUCCUGGGUGGGCAUCGCCCGGCUCCUCGCCGUCCUGCUGUCCUGCCUCACCUUCAGCUUGGUGGCCUCCACCGGGCACUUUGGGGGUCCCUACGGGACGUGGUGCAUGUUCACCUGGUGUUUCUGCUUCGCCGUGACGCUGCUGGUGCUGCUGCUGGAGCUGCUGGAGCUCUACCCUCUGCUGCCGCUCUCCUGGGACGACUUCACCUCGGCUUUCUCCAUGCUGGCCGCUUUGAUGGUCUUCACCUCCUCGGUGGUCUUCCCUGCCACCUUCAUCCACAGCCCCUGCAGCAGCAGCCAGUGUGCCCGGCAGGCCGUGGCCACCGCCGCCUCCUGCCUCUGCUUCCUCGCCUACGCCGUCGAGGUGUCGCUGACCCGCGCCAAGCCCGGGGACAUCAGCAGCUUCCUCUCCACCGUGCCUGGGCUCCUCAAGGUCUUUGAAGCCUACGUGGCUUGCCUGAUCUUCUCCUUGCUGGAUGAAUACAAUACAGAACCUGGCCUGAUGUGGUGCGUGGCUGUCUACUCCAUCUGCUUCAUCUUCACCCUCCUCAUCAUCAUCGUCACCAUCGGCCGCUGCCUCACCUACAUUCCCUGCCCGCUGGAGAAGGUGCUGGUGGGCUACAGCUUCCUGGCCCUGCUGAUGUACCUCACUGCCACCAUCCUGUGGCCCCUCUACAGCUUCCGGGGACAGAGCCGCCCUGACCCCUGCGGCACGGACUGCUGGUGGAACAAGCACCUGGGGGUCACCUUCCUCACCAUCUUCAACCUCAUCGCCUACUUGGUGGACCUGGUUUACUCCACCAGGAUGGUCUUUUUCAGGGCACCUCCCUAAGGGCUCGGGGCGGGGUUGGGGGUGGUGGGACGGGCUGGGGGCCAGUGCCGGUGCGGGGCUGCCGCUGGAGCUGAGGAAGAGGCCGGGUGCCUCGGAGAGCUCCUUGUCCCCGCGCUGCACGGAGAGCCAGGGGUGCUCCCAGGGCUGCGCUCAGCCCGGGGCCCCACGGGCUGCACAGACACGGGGCUGGAGGGGCCACGCCGGGCUCACUCUGGAGCUUGAGGGGGCUUUGGGAUUAAACUGGGUCAUUUUUCA